Messenger RNA from Spinacia oleracea (spinach), 1794 nucleotides. RefSeq lists its product as uncharacterized. The transcript is spliced from 7 exons. The record is from RefSeq and is a predicted model, not a curated record. Lineage: Eukaryota; Viridiplantae; Streptophyta; Magnoliopsida; Caryophyllales; Amaranthaceae. The coding region runs from base 1 to 1794 and encodes 597 amino acids.
AUGGCAAGGAAGACUGGCGCGAAAAAUCAGGGAAGCAAGCAUGGCAAUGGCACGUCGAAACAACGUGGACCUUCUUCAGAUUCUCAAGCUCUGCGAACUCGUUCCAUGGAUGAACUUCUUACGGUCGAAGCGCUGGAUUUUGGUAUUGAGAAUGAGGUUUUCACUCCGAAAUCGGGACUCCAUCAUCUUCAGACUCCUCCUGUAGAAGUUGAUUUUGAUGAUAUACAGGAGGAGGUGGAUUACUGGAGUUCAGCAGUUGUGUGUUAUGUUGUUGGACAAAAUCCUCCUAUUAAUGUAAUGGAGGGAUUUAUUAGGAGGGUUUGGAGGAAUCUAAACAUUGAUAAGGUGGUAAGCAAACCUCUGGUAGUGAAGGCUUGGGAUGUUUACCUAGAUAUGGAGAAGGAAGAUGUGAAAUCCAUCCCCAUUUGGUGUAGGAAAGGCAAAUCUAAGUGGGUUUGGGUUAGGAAGACUGCACCAGUGAUAGAAAGGAGUGUAGUGGUGGUGAAUGAACCAGUUGUGGAUCCAGAUGGAUUCCAAAGAGCUCUUAGACCAAUAAGAGUUAGGAGUACUCCUGUGCAGCCAACUCAAAUCAAUAAUGGUUUUCAGGUUUUGGAGACUGAUGUGAGAAUGAGGUGGAAAACAUUGUGGGUGGUUCUGAUGGGGCUUAACCUAUCUCAUAAGCAAGAAGAGGUCAAAAGAUUCAUCCAAAAGUAUGAGGUGGGUUUGGUAGGUCUCCUGGAGCAUAAGGUAAAAUUGCCUAAUCUAGGCAAGCUUUGCCAAAAGGUUUUUCAGAAUUGGUGUUUCACUAGUAAUGCUAGUUAUCAUAAUGGAGGUAGAAUUGUGGUUGCAUGGAAGUCUGGAAGCUUUAAUGUUAAUAUUACAGCUGCUUCUAGUCAGUUUAUUCACUGUCAUAUUACUCAAGAGAAAAUAGGUAUGCCUGUUAGACAAGCUGAUAUUGUGGAUAUCAGUAACUGUAUGCAUGUGUGUAGCAUUGAGGAUAUAAAGAGUGCUUGGCAAAGUGAUUAUCCAAAUGCUGAAGUUUGCUUUCUACUUGAAGGGAAGUUUGCCCACUCUCCUGGUCUUCUCACUGUCUACCCUAGAAGUGAUGGAGGAAGGAAACCAUUUAAAUAUUUCACAAUGUGGAAAUCUUCUCCACUUUUUCUUGAUACUAUUCAAAUGGCAUGGAACUUCCACUGUUCUGGUAGUAAAAUGUUUGUUUUGGCCACUAAAUUGAAGAGAGUCAAGUCUUCUCUUAAGGAGUUGAACAGAGUUGGGUUCACUGAUAUCCAAGAAGCUGAUUUGAAGGCCUACCAUGGUAUGGUUUCAGCUCAGGAGGCCAUGCAUCAUAGUCCUCAUGAUAAAGAGUUAACAGAUUUGGAAUUACAAGCAAUUCAAGAAUAUAAAAUCACUCAUAAAGCUUAUUUGGACUUUCUGAAACAGAAAGUCAAAGUGGAGUGGAUUAAGGUUGGAGAUGAGAACACAUCUUUUUUCCAUCAAAGUAUCAAAAGUAGGAGGUUGCAGAACCAAGUGUACAAUAUCUUUGAUAAGGAUGGUGUAUGGAGAGACAAACCUGAUGAGGUGUCAGAUGCUUUCUUAACACACUAUAAAGAGUUACUAGGAAGUGUUCAAGAUAAUAGAACACAGGUUAUCAAGCAGAUAGUUCAGGCAGGUCUUAUUUUCCAGAAUCAUCAAAAAACUAUCCUAAAUGCUCCUUACACUGCUGAUGAGGUCAAGUCUGCUUUGUUUUCUAUUCCAGGAGUCAAAACUCCAGGUCCUGAUGGAUUUGGUUCCUAG